This is a messenger RNA of Malus domestica (apple), 2625 nucleotides long. RefSeq names its product TOM1-like protein 9. Lineage: Eukaryota; Viridiplantae; Streptophyta; Magnoliopsida; Rosales; Rosaceae. Gene Ontology annotation, biological process: protein transport to vacuole involved in ubiquitin-dependent protein catabolic process via the multivesicular body sorting pathway. The record is from RefSeq and is a predicted model, not a curated record. Gene Ontology annotation, molecular function: ubiquitin binding; phosphatidylinositol binding.
CCUCAACAACAGAAAAGAAAGAGGAAGCCAGCGAUCUCUCACACAGAGGAACAGUUCUAGAGAGAGAGAGAGAGAGAGAGAGAGAGAAAGAGAGAAGCAGUUCUAGAGAGAGAGAGAGACGCCGGAAGAAAGAUUCCGUCGUAUUUUUGGAGUCUUCUGCGAUCUUGGCGGCAAUCGGAGGCGGGUGGGUGUGGUAUUCGGAUCGCGGCAGCGACUUUCGGGCGGAGGAAGAGCAGGAGGGAUGGUGAAUUAUAUGGUGGAACGCGCCACGAGCGACAUGCUUAUCGGUCCUGAUUGGGCCAUGAACCUCGAUAUCUGUGACAUAUGCAACCACGACCCUGUGCAAGCGAAGGAUGUUGUUAAAGGUAUAAAGAAGCGCCUUGGAAGUAAGAAUUCAAAAGUUCAACUUCUUGCCCUUACACUGUUGGAAACAAUAAUAAAGAAUUGUGGAGACAUUGUUCAUAUGCAUGUAGCAGAGAAAGACCUCCUCCAUGAUAUGGUUAGAAUAGCAAAAAAGAAGGUACCGGACUAUCAUGUCAAAGAGAAGAUAUUGAUCCUGAUAGAUACCUGGCAAGAAGCUUUUGGGGGACCGAGAGCAAGAUAUCCACAAUACUAUGCUGCAUACCAGGAUUUGUUGCGUUCUGGAGCAGUAUUCCCUCAAAGAUCUGAAUCAUCUGCGCCUGUAUUCACACCACCCCAGACACAACCAUUGUCAGCAUUUCCUCAGAAUUUGCAAAAUCCAGAUCGUCCGAGAGAUGUAGCUGAGCCUUCUGCAGAGGCUGAGUUCCCAACCUUGAGCUUGACGGAAAUUCAGAAUGCACGGGGUAUCAUGGAUGUCCUGGCAGAAAUGCUAACUGCAAUAGAUAACAAAGAGGGGCUUAGACAGGAGGUGAUUGUUGAUUUGGUUGACCAGUGCCGAACAUAUAAGCAGAGGGUGGUACACCUUGUUAACUCGACUGCGGAUGAAUCACUUCUGUGUCAAGGGCUGGCGCUGAAUGAUGACUUGCAACGUCUUCUAGCCAAACAUGAAGCCAUUGCUUCUGGAAAUCCAGUUCAGCCGGAUAAACCCAAGCCUGCAGCUAACGGAGCACUUGUAAAUGUUGGUGGUCCUCUAGUUGACACUGGAAAUGACAGCAAACAGCCUGAUGGGAGAUCCGCCUCAAGUUCCGGUUCCGGUGCUAAUCCACUUAAUCAGUUAUUGCUUACUGCCCCUCCAACUACUAAUGGUUCAACUUCUACUGCAAAGGCCGAUCCCAGGAUGGAUCUUCUUAGCGGUGAUGACUUUGUCUCACCAAAGGCAGAUGCUUCAUUGGCUCUUGUUCCUGUGGGACAACAGCCAACAACUCCUAUUAAUCAGCAGAAUGCCCUUGCUCUUAUCGACAUGUUUGGCACUGAGAAUGUCCCGAACCCUGUGAACACCCAUCCUACUAAUGCAGCCAGCCAACCCAAUCCUUCACCCCCGCAAUUCCCACAGCAGCAGAAUUUUCAAUCUCCACAAGCAGGAUUUCUCCCGAACGGAAAUGGCCCAAUUAUGGGGGUCCCUCAGUAUGAGCAGUCUCCAUUCGCACAUGGUGCUGCUCCUGCCUGGAAUGGUCAGAUGGUGCAGUCGCAACCACUGCAGCAGCAGCCGGCUUCACCAGGCUAUGGUUCACCAACCAGUGGAUCAUUGCCACCACCUCCCUGGGAAGCUCAGUCAAUAGAUGAUGGCAGCCCAGUAGCAGGUUCUCGAUUCUCUCCACCCCCACUGCAAGUUACUACCAAGGUGGUGGUCAAUUCACCAGGUGGUUUCCAUCCCCAGGGACCUCAUAGCGACCAGGUUGUAGGUAUGUAUAUCCAGCCAAUUACAACUACCCAUUUGUCAGCAAUCAAUAACCAGGUUGGUCCUAGCAAUCAUUUGGGUUUGCCCUCUUCACCGGUCCAAGGGCCAUACACGGGUAUGACUCCACAAGCUAUUCAAGCAGGCCAGAUGACAUCUAUGUAUCCUCAACAAAUGUAUGGUGGUAAUCAACUAGUCCCCUACGGCUAUGAUCAACAGCAGCAACAGCAUCAAGCAUACGCCCUUCAGCAACAGCAACAGCAAUAUCAACAACAGCAAGCCUACGCCCUUCAGCAACAGCAGCACGCAUACGCCCUUGAGCAACAGCAACAACAGCAAUACGCCCUUCAGCAGCAAAUGUACGGUCUUUCCGUAAGAGAUGGUAAUGGUAUGAAAAACCCCUACCAGGUUUCUGCUCCAUCUUACGUUCCACCAAGCAAGCCAUCCAGGCCAGAGGAUAAGCUAUUCGGAGACCUCGUUGACUUUGCAAAAAUGAAGCCAACAAAAACGACGCCUGGCGCAGCUGGUAGCGUCUGAAGUUAUUAUCGGUUUUCACCCUUUUUCCUCCUUUAUUUUGGCCAACAACUUAAUUUUAUUUUUGGUUUCUUUUCACGUUCUUUUUCAAUUUUGGUAUUUUUUCUCGAUAUAUAUAUAUAUAAUUUUUUUGUUUGUUGGGCAUUUGACUCCGUAAUCUGGGUUUGUGAUUGGGAACGUGUACAUUCUUUGUAGAAAAAAACCCCGAUAAAAAUGGGAGACCUCCAUGCGAUUUAGAGAUUGAAUUUUAUAUGAGAUCUGCAUUUUUUUUUGUA